AUGGGACAUAUCGCCAGAGACUGCGGACAACCCAAGAAGCCUAACUGGAAGCCAGUACCCGAGCGAACCAAGCAAGCUAGUAUAGCAACUAAGACACCCCACGCAUCCCUAUCGUGGACAGGAUGCUACGACGACAAAUGCCCUGUACACCUUAGCGACAAAGAAAUGACAGGACACUAG
This is a messenger RNA of Colletotrichum truncatum, 180 nucleotides long. Its product is annotated as reverse transcriptase domain protein. The record is from RefSeq and is a predicted model, not a curated record. Lineage: Eukaryota; Fungi; Ascomycota; Sordariomycetes; Glomerellales; Glomerellaceae.